UGAUUCAAGGUGGUUAGGUGCACUGUAUCUGAUUUUUCCCCAAGUCGUAACGUAUUAGAAGAGGUAAGGGCUUUUAAUCUGCUAACAAAUACCCGGCUAUGGAGCUGUUAGAACUGCCUUCUAUUACUUUAAGAUUUGAGCUGACGAGCCGGACACUGGGUGCUGCGCAGUGGUGAAGGUUGAGAACCGCUUUCGAUAUCAAGUCCCAGACCGCCAAGUGGACUGAGCCCGUGUGCGGCCCUCAAGCAAAGCGCGAGUAUGACAAAGCACUGAGGAGCUGCCACGGCCUUGACGCUGGGCUUGAGCCGCUUUCCUGCAACAACUCCUUCAGCAAAGGCGCUGGCUUAGGCAUCUCCAUUAUCACCUUCUUAACAAAACCCAACAAUGUAAUUAACGGAGGAAAUGCUUUCAAUUCUCUCACAUUUGCAAAAUACACACACGUACAGAUAGACAGAAGUGCAAUGUGUUGAUGUUACCGCAAAUUUAACGUAUGAACGUUAUUUUCAGUUGGGAAGCACAUCAGCUUUUAUAAAUAUGUAAAUAACUGGACUUUCAAACAUUCUGCAGAAUGUGGUCCAUAAAUUUGAUGCUUUAUUUUCUUUUAGUCUGUUUGUUUUUAAAUCAUGGUUUGUAGCUUAAUCGUGAAAACAUUCAAGGUUCUUGUUACCUACAUUUUUAUUUCUGAUUGGAAAUACAGAUUUGGAGAUUUGCACUGAAAUUGAAAUACUAAUUGUCUCUUCCUAAGUCCACUGGGCUGUUGCUGUGGUACAAGAGAUUUAUUGUGCACCCACAGAGUAAUUUACACUUACUCAAAAUCAGUCUUAAACCUUUAACUACAGUCUCUAAAGUUGACCUUCAUUUUCUCACAAUUACCAAGACUAUGUUGCUACAUAUUGCAAGUCAGAUAGGUAGAUCUGUGGAGAAUACUUCACAAUUUAAUUUCUCGUGUGGUGUGUGUUACGUAUACGGGCAUCACAUUCUUUCUAGUUAUGCUUCCUAGCGGAUUAUAAGCGGGAAAACUUGAAAUGCUUUCUUUUUGACCCUACCUUUAAUGGAAAGAUUUGAGAGAGAUGCAGUCUUCUGAGUGUUCUUUGUCAUGUUAAUGUGACGUAGGGUGGCAAACACUGAACAUCUCCAUCUAAGGUCCUGCAACUCGAUCUUAGAGUUUUGUAACCGUUGUGGCGUAAUUUGGUGUGUGCCUGUUUACCUGAUUAAUAAAUGCACUGAAUUGGAAAUGCAGGCAAAUUGUACUUUAUUUUUAUGGUAAUAACUUGGUAUUUUAUAAUCUAAACUGAAUGUACAGUUCAAUUGAAAGGGAGAUGUUAGAGAAUGUCCAGAAUUGCUCUUCCAAGUUUAUUUCCGAUACGCUAGUACAGGUAUUAUAUCUGGUAAAAUACAAUGGAAUGAAAGUGGUGAUUCUUCUACAAAAUGAAGUAAUGGUUUCAUUACAGGAAAGAAAACAAUGAUCUUGUUUUCUGAGCAUUUUGUUUUUCUUGACUUUUUUCAACAAUUGCUAUCUUUUUGCUUUCCAAGAUGCAGUAAACAAAUGUGCAGUUGCAGAAUGCUAAUUCAGAGCCAAAUAGAUCAGAAUAUUCUGUGGUGUUUAACAAAACACCUCCCUGUUUGAAAUCUUUCUUUAUAAUAUCAUAUAAAAUAUGCAUUUUUCAUUAUCCCAUUUAAACUUUAAAAGCUCUCUGGAUUCCUUCUUUCUUCCCCUUUAGUAGUUUUGUUACAAAGGUUUACAGUUAGGUGAAGAGCAACGUAACUUUAAAAAAUGGCUUCCUACAUGGGCAGCUGAUGAAGAUUCAUUGUGAGUGCUGAGCUUUGAACAAGGAUUAAAAUUUAGUGAAACUGGACAUCUGAAAUGUCUUAGCAGCUACAUUGGCUGAACUCAUGCAACACAGGUAGCAUGCACUGUAUUCUUUAAAUGCUCCUCUGCUUUAAAAUUUAUAAUGUAAUUUUACUAUAAAAGUACUACUGAACCUCUAGUUUGAAAUUCUCUGCUGGUAGUAUCCAACUACAAUAAAAUAUAAAUUGAAAUAUGUUCUCUACAUGUUGUACUUUUUCCCCGAGUGACUACGUCAGUUGCGUUGAUAGUAAAGGUCCAAUGAUAAGAUUUACAGAGUUAAAGCAUUCUAUCUAUGCAGGUUGUUGUGAUGUUUGAUGGGUAAAUACUUCUUAUUUUCCAAAACUAAAAUCCUUAUUGCAGUCAAAGCCCUCAAGCUGUAGAGCUGAGAAUGAGAAAUUGCUGGGAAAAGGAAACUUGAAUUUACAUGCUUCAGAGGAUGAUUUAUAAAAACAUACCCUUCUGUAUGAGAUAAAGAAGACUGAGAAGAAGAACAUUGUAAUGGUGUUGGCCAGUGUUCAUAACUGGUUUCUGCUGCUGCUGUGUGGAAAUGCAGGGUAGGGUCUAUAGUGCCAGCAAGUGAAACACGUAUUGGAUAUCUCUGCAAAGACCAAUGUGUGUUUGGAACUGUUUGUUGUCUUGGGGCUUUUUCCCCCUCUCUGGUGCUGCCAAACUCCUGGAGAAGAGUCCAUUCUCUGUUGGCGCCCCGAGCCCCCUGCUCCCCUCGCCGGCGAGCCUGCAGCUGGCACAACUCCAGGCACAGCUCACGCUCCACAGGCUGAAGUUGGCUCAGACUGCUGUCACCAACAACCCAGCCGCUGCCACUGUCCUCAACCAGGUGCUCUCCAAAGUGGCCAUGUCACAGCCACUCUUCAACCAGCUGAGGCACCCCACGGUGAUGAGCGCCCCGCAGGGCCACAGCGCAGGCCCGCCCCAGGGGCCUGGCAUCGCUGGCACGAGGUUUCCCUCUGGUGGCAUUGCCUUUUCUGCCCAGAGCCCGGGCUUAGCUGCCCCAGGGGGAGGUCUGGGAGCCGUCCAGGCCCAGGCGCCCAACGCAAUCGUCAUGAAUCCCUUUGGAAGUGUCAUGGCUCCGACCUCCGGCCAGCAACCCGUGGUGGUGGGUCUCAGCAAGGCAGGGGCUUCCACAUCUACUGCUGCAGGGGGCUUUUAUGAGUACAACAAGCAAAAUGCUGUCACUGCCACCUCUCAGGCAUUCGCCUCAGAGGGGGAACAGUCCAGCCAGCACAGCUUCCUUGCUGGCGGCACCCACACUGCCACCCCAGCAGCAGGGCCGCGCUACGAGAGUCACUUUGGGGCUCCCGGCCAGCUGCAGCACGAGGCGGCAGCGACAUUUCCCAAGGAGUCCUACGGGGCAGCAGCACAGCACGGUGCAGCACGGGCCUUCCCCAGCGACCCACACACGGGCUCCCAUCCGAAAGGAGAUCCCGGCCCUGUCUUGCAUGGCAGCAGUACAAGCAACCAGUGGGAAAAUAUCCCUAAUUUCCCCAGCCAAAACAAGCCUGACCUCAUGCCCGGCGACAGCCUGUGGCCGUCAGCGAGUCAGCAGCAGUAUGAAAUAAGAAACGAGCUGUACAACCCCGAAGAGCCGACACCUGACACAAAGUUCAGCACGGCCGCCCCCCCCGCCUUCGGCCGCCUCAACCACAGCGCGCAGAGCUUCGGCAGCCCUCGCAUGAGGCAGAAGGAGGAGCGCAGUGGCGGCACGCCCGACCUGCCCACCCGCUCCCUGCCGCCGCACCAGCUUGGCGACCUCCGCGGUGUGGCCCCUCUCCACUUCCCCCACAUCUGCGCCCUGUGCGACAAGAAGAUCUUCGAUCUGAAGGACUGGGAUCAGCACAUUAAGGGAAGUCUUCACAUUCAAAAAUGUAUGGCUUUUUCAGAUAACACUGGUAUCCGGUGUAUGUUAAGCUCAGCAGAUGGAACAUUGCAUUUAUCACCAAAUAAUGCAGCAGUUUUCAAUCCAUCAAGUAUCGAAGAUUAUCCACCAAAUGUUGGCACCUCCUUUAUCGCUACACCAGGAAGAUCCUUUGGCCAGCCAGGUCCUACAUUUUCUUCUCCUCCAUCAGGGUUUCCCCAGAGGAAAUCUACAUUGGGUCGAGUUGUUCACAUUUGCAACCUCCCUGAGGGAAGCUGCACAGAGAAUGAUGUCAUUAACCUGGGCCUCCCAUUUGGAAAGGUCACCAACUAUAUCCUCAUGAAAUCUACUAAUCAGGCCUUUCUGGAAAUGGCUUACAGUGAAGCAGCCCAAGCCAUGGUACAGUACUACAAAGAAAAACCUGCUAUGAUAAAUGAUGACAAGUUACUUAUUAGGAUGUCUAAAAGAUACAAGGAAUUACAGCUGAAGAAGCCCGGUAAGAAUGUGGCUGCUAUUAUCCAGGACAUCCACUCGCAGAGGGAGAGGGACCUGCUGCGUGAAGUGGACAGCAGGUACGGCACCGAGAGGCCCCGCUCCCGCAGCCCCAUAAGCCGCUCGCUGUCCCCCCGGUCCCACACGCCCAGCUUCACCUCGUGCAGUUCCCCGCACAGCCCGCUGGGGACCGGCAGGACCGACUGGGGAAAUGGGAGAGACGCGUGGGAUCAGUCCCCCUACUCUCGACGGGAAGAGGAAAGAGAUAGCAGAGAAUGGCGAGAGAAUGGGGACGAGAAGAGGGACAGGGCUGACACGUGGGUACACGAGAGGAAACAUUACUCCCGACAACUGGACAAGUUUGAUUUGGAUGAACGGCUUGAAGGAGGCAGAGGACACCGAGAAAAAUACUUAAAGACUGGUUCCCCUGGGUCCCUUCACCCUUUGUCUGGCUACAAGAACAGGGAAGAUGAUUAUUACAGAAAAUCCUCUAAGUCAAAAUCUGACAAGUUUCAGAGGCAGCUGCAGGAUUUACCUGGGAGAUCUAAGAGGAAGGAAGAGGCAAAGUUAAGGGAACGCAGGCAUUCUUACAGUGAGGACACUGCCAGGGAGGAGGCAGCUGAACAGAAGCACAGCAAAGCAUCUGAGGGCUCCAGGCAAAAACAAAGUGAUAAGAAUAAGGUGAAGAAAGCUGAAAAAGACCAAGAAGAUGCUACUGCUGAAGGCAGUGAUGUAAAGGAAACCAAACCACCUGAGAACGAGCUUGAAAAAGAGGAGCAAGUUCCAGUGAAGAGCUCACCUUCAGAUAAUAAGCAAGGAAAAGAAUCUGGAGAGAUUCUGGAAAACACAAGGAAAGAGAAGGACCGAGACUGGGAGAGUGGAAGUGAAAUAGAAGGUGAGACCUGGUAUCCUGCUAACAUGGAGGAAUUAGUGACAGUAGAUGAAGUGGGAGAAGAUGAUUUAAUUAUGGAGCCUGAUAUAACUGAGCUUGAAGAAAUAGUCCCAGUUGAUCAGAAAAAUAAAGCUGCUUCAGAAAUGUGUCCCUGUAUGUCAACCAUGCUAGAACUGAAAAACGAUCACAGCCACUUAACAAGAAGUGACGACAAAUUUGCCCAUAAAGCUUUAGAAACAAACUUCAGAACAGCAAAGGGCAGUGCAGCUUCUAGUGGCUGUCAGGAAGAUGAUGAGGAUGAUGAUAAUGAUGAUGCUGUAACUGAAGCAUCAAGCCUAAAUCUGGACCCUGAACAGAAGCCAGAGGAGUUGAAAGAAGACCAAUCUGCUAAGGAGUCUGAUUGCCAGCAGAAGGAAGGAAAAAUUGAUAAGAGCUCUGACACUCGUUUAGAGCCUGAAGAUCACCAAAUACCUUCUGUUCAUCUGAAAGAAGAGACUCUCCAGCUCCCUGAUGCAUUUAUAGAUGAUUACAAACAGAUGGGAUCACAAGGAGCUGAGAGCAGAGAAGUUACGGAAACGCUCAUUAAAAACGCUAGUGAAGAAACAAGACAUGGAAGCCAAGAGUGUCCAGAGGCCAAGGCAAAUUCUAGGUACUUGGAAAUGAGAUCUCUGGAAUUCCCGGAGGUAGAGCCUAAACAAAGGCCCUCUGCAGCAGGCUGGGAGCAAGAGGACGUCUUCACCGAGCUCAGCAUUCCCCUGGGCGUGGAAUUCGUGGUGCCUAGAACUGGGUUUUACUGCAAGCUCUGUGGACUCUUCUAUACAAAUGAAGAGACAGCAAAGACAAGUCACUGCAGGAGUACUGUUCACUACAAAAAUCUCCAGAAAUAUCUAUCCCAGCUUGCAGAAGAGAGCCUGAAAAUGAAGGAAGAAGGCAGCCCUCUGCCUCAGGAUGACACUGGCAUCGUUCCUCACUUUGCAAAGAAAAAACUGUGAUGCAGAUGAACUGGAAGAGCUGUAAUGAGUGAAUGCUGAUACCUUUUUUUUUUUUUUUUUUAAUUUCUAUGAUAUAACUGUCAAUUUGCACUGUACAGAGGAGGGGAAAUAAAGAGCAUGUUCCAUGCAUCUAUGCCCAGAGUGCCAUUAAAAACCAAAAUGCCUGAAACUGUU
Messenger RNA from Melospiza melodia melodia, 6272 nucleotides. RefSeq names its product RNA binding motif protein 20 (gene RBM20). Bases 2460 to 6098 code for a protein of 1212 amino acids. Gene Ontology annotation, cellular component: nucleus. Gene Ontology annotation, biological process: regulation of RNA splicing. Lineage: Eukaryota; Metazoa; Chordata; Aves; Passeriformes; Passerellidae. Gene Ontology annotation, molecular function: mRNA binding; zinc ion binding. The transcript has 14 exons. The record is from RefSeq and is a predicted model, not a curated record.